Messenger RNA from Cheilinus undulatus (humphead wrasse), 3439 nucleotides. It is a transcript of the gene dtna, whose product is annotated as dystrobrevin, alpha. NCBI's taxonomy places the organism in Eukaryota, Metazoa, Chordata, Actinopteri, Labriformes, Labridae. Gene Ontology annotation, molecular function: zinc ion binding. Gene Ontology annotation, biological process: synaptic signaling. The coding region runs from base 207 to 2348 and encodes 713 amino acids. Gene Ontology annotation, cellular component: synapse; plasma membrane. The record is from RefSeq and is a predicted model, not a curated record. The transcript is spliced from 23 exons.
GUUCAGCUCCGCCAGUACGAUACAGAAAAUUUCCACUACACAAGCGAGCGUUUGCAAGAGAGCGGCACCAGAAACGGCCGCUUCGUGCAGUGAUGCAGCACCUUACACCAAAGAAACCCUGAUUGGACCGCAGGACGCGACCAGCUGUCGGGUUCCCUGGACGGAAAACAGUGAUGUUGCAUGACAUGCCUCGAAAUAAAUUCUGAAUGAUUGAAGACUACGGUGAGAGCGGUGACAACAUGGCAGAUAGACGGCAACUGUUUGUGGAGAUGAGGGCUCAAGACUUGGAUUCCAUAAGAUUAUCAACUUACAGAACAGCCUGCAAACUCAGAUUUGUUCAGAAGAAAUGCAAUAUGCAUUUAGUUGACAUCUGGAAUGUCAUCGAGGCUUUCCGAGAGAGUGCCAUCAACACCAUGGACCUCAACGCUGAGCUCUCCGUGGCUCGUCUAGAAGUGGUACUGUCCACUAUUUUUUACCAGCUGAACAAGCGCAUGCCCACCACCCAUCAGAUCAACAUAGAACACUCCAUCAACCUGCUGCUUAACUUCUUGCUGGCAUCGUACGACCCUGAGGGCCAUGGCAAAAUAUCCGUCUUUGUUGUGAAGAUGGCCCUCGCAACCAUGUGUGGGGGAAAAAUUCUGGAUAAAUUAAGAUAUAUUUUUUCACAGCUAUCAGAUCCUGCUGGAUUAAUGGUGCACUCGCAGUUUGACCGGUUUCUGAGGGAGGUCCUCAAAUUACCCAUGGCGGUUUUUGAGGGACCUUCUUUUGGAUACACAGAACAAGCAGCGAGGGCAUGCUUUUCACAGCAGAAAAAGGUCUCCCUCAAUACAUUCCUCGAUACGUUGAUGUCAGACCCACCCCCUCAGUGUCUGGUGUGGUUACCACUCAUGCAUCGCCUCGCCAACGUAGAGAAUGUCUUUCACCCGGUCGAGUGCUCCUACUGCCAUACUGAGAGUAUGAUGGGCUUCCGCUACCGCUGCCAGCAAUGUCAUAAUUACCAGCUCUGUCAGGACUGCUUCUGGAGGGGGCAUGCCAGCGGUUCCCAUAGCAACCAGCACCAAAUGAAGGAGUAUACGUCAUGGAAAUCCCCUGCUAAGAAAUUAUCCCAUGCCCUCAGUAAGUCACUGAGCUGUGCAUCCAGCAGAGAGCCUCUUCACCCCAUGUUUGCUGAAAUGCCAGAGAAACCUCUAAACCUCGCUCAUAUUGUGCCUCCGAGACCAGUGAACUUCACCAAUGACUACGCACUCUCCCACUCCAUGCCUACAUCAGGGAACCCUUACUCCACCAAAAACAGGGAUAAUGAUGUGAUAAGAAAGCCUCUGACUGGGGCGGCUCCACAUCUGUUGAAAGGUAAAGGGUUGAACUACAACCUCGAUGUUGCUGAUAGACUUGCUGACGAACAUGCUCUGAUUGGAUUCUAUGUGAAUCUCCUUCAAAACAACCCCAAAACAUGUUUGCUGGAGAGCAGUAACCAUCAAGAUGAAGAACACAGUCUCAUCGCCCGCUAUGCUGCUAGACUGGCUGCUGAUGCUGCGGCGCAGCAGCACAGGGUCCCCACAGACCUCCCCUGCUCACUAGAUGCCAACAAACAGCAGAGACAGCUCAUCGCCGAGCUCGAGAGCAAAAACAGAGAAAUCUUGCAGGAAAUCCAACGGUUGCGCCUACAGCAUGAGGAGGCCUCCCAACCACCUCCUGACAGGGGCCAGCACAACCCUACCCUGCUGGCUGAGCUACGACUUCUCAGGCAACGCAAAGAUGAGCUUGAACAAAGAAUGUCUACUCUGCAGGAGAGUCGCAGGGAACUCAUGGUGCAGCUGGAGCAGCUAAUGAUGCUUCUCAAGCUGGAGGAGGAACGGAGAGAGGCUACUCAGGGUCCCGGCUCUCCACGCUCUUCCCCCAGCCACACCAUCAGCCGACCGAUCCCCACACCAAUCCAAUCCAACUCUGCUGUCACGACCCCCACGCACACACCUCAGGACUCACUGAUGGGUGUGGGAGGGGAUGUUCAGGAGGCCUUCGCUCAGGGUCCAAGGAGAAAUCUGAGAAAUGACUUGCUCAUUGCUGCUGACUCCAUUACCAAUACAAUGUCAUCACUGGUCAAAGAACUCAACUCAGAAGGUGGAAGUGAGACUGAAAGCAUUGUGGAUUCAGACUUUGGACGUGGUGACCUCUUAGCCACAAACUCUUCAGAUCCCCUCUUCACAUAUAACCCAAGGAGUUCAAGCGCUGCAGAGGAGAGCUUUGAGAAUGUCCUGGAGCAGCAGCUGGAGGAUGAGCUCAAGCUGGAGGAGCUGAUGAAGCACAGACAGGAACCAGACAAAACAUGCAUGGUGACCCUGCAGCAGUAACUGUGUGUGACCAGGUAACUGGUGAGCAAUACAAAAAGCAACAACAGUAGAAUACACUGGAUGAGACAACACUGGGCCUACAGUACCGAGCACUGAAGAUAUGAAGAAAUUCAGUUGAAGUAACUUCUGAAAUCCAACUAUAGAAUACAUUCAUGUAAAAAUCUAUUUUUUAACCAAUCACAUAUUUAAGGUAAUACUGUGAGCUGAUGGAAAGAGAUUAAUUAGAAAGCUGUCUACUAUACCACUGGUGCCAUAAAACACAUGACCUUGGGAAAUUAUUUCUUGACUAUAGCCUUUUUAUAUGAGUUGUGAAGCAAAUGUACUACUUUAAUGUUAGUACAGUGUGGAAAACAUGAUUUGAGUCAUGAUCUGAAGUUCUAUUGUUUUUUAAAAAACAGUAAACCAGAUUUAAAUGUUAUUUUCAUCUGGUACACAAACCUGAGAUUACGUUGGGCUUCAAGUUUUAGACAAUGAAAUUGCAAUCUUUUGUAAAGUCUAACUUGGACAGAUUUUACCACUGUUCCAUCGUUCUCUUGCUGUUGAGAUUUUUUUUCUGACCAGAUGUUUCAUUUGAUACAUUGAUCAUAACAAUGUACACUGCCUUAGCUGACGGGAUGACCUCUCAUAAGAACGUAUUUAAGCUGUCAUUGCAGCACGUAGCCAACAACAAAUCAGUUAUUAUAUAUAAGGGAUUUUAUCAUGAAUUGACUAUAUGAUGCAGAAGAUGUAACACAGUGAGUGACAAAUUUCUAGAAUUCAAAGGUUUACACUGGUUAGAGCAUUGAACAAGUCAUGUUUACCAUCAAUUGUUUAUGAACUAAUGUAUGACCACACAGGUCCUCUGCCAUUUUUCAUCUGUUGUCACCAAUGCUACCACACAGAAUUCUCUGUGUGUCUUGCACACCUUUAUGCACACUCUUAAUGUAGUUUCAGAGUGUGUGUGAAACUUAACUCAGUCACUUUGAGAAAAGUGGCAUGCCAAUCUAAAAGUCAUAAAAGUGUGAAAUAUAUCUAGUUUGAUUUUUGAGCAAGUUCAUAGCGGUGAUUUUGCAUGGUGGUGAUGCAUAAUAAAGUGUUGACAUAAUAUCACA